Molecule: messenger RNA, 1563 nt
Organism: Clunio marinus
Lineage: Eukaryota; Metazoa; Arthropoda; Insecta; Diptera; Chironomidae
Source: the annotation of a GenBank genome assembly
GUGACAUCAUUUGUAAAUCUUUCAACUUUUAUUCGCGCCAAAAUGCAGAAAUCAACUCAAAAGAAUAUCCUAUCUUACUUCUCUAAGACACCAGUUACAAAAGCAGAAUCUUCUGCUCCUACAACAGAAACGACAGUCGAAUCGAAAAGUUCAGAGUCGCCAGAAAUUAAAAAUGUUUCUAAAAAGAAGAGAAGAAUUUCAUCAUCAAGUGAAGAAGAUAGUUUGGCGAAAUCUAAUGAAAAGCAAUCAUCAGUAAAAGACAAUGAGAAAGGAACACAACAAACGAAGCAACCUGAACGAAAAUCUUUAAAGUUCUCACCAAAAUCCCCUAAAACUCCACCAAAAACUGAAAAAAUUGUAAAGACACCACCGUCACCUAAGAAAGAAUCUCCAGAAAAUAAGCCUUCAAAUGGACAGUCAAAUGAAGGAAAAACUUUGAAAGUUCAAAGUGCUGGAGCUGGUCAAGCUGGCGUUAAUUACAAUCCAAGAAAACUGAGAAUUGGCCUUGCUGAACUUUCCGUUCUUCAAGCUCUGGCUCAAGCAGUCACAUUGACACCACCUGUUGACAACAAAGAGCCUCCGUUUACUCUCAACGCUUAUGAAAAUAGAAGUGCAGCGACAGUUAAGGAUAAAGUCGAAGAGACUGCACUCGUCAUUAAGACAGUCUUUUCCGUUGCAUGGGAUUGUGACAGAAAACAAAUUCUUCCGUUUCAAAUUCUCUCAACAAGAAAAAGAAAAGAUGCGAAGGAAUCCGAAAUUAAGGUUCAAGUUUGCGUCUACAUGUUUGAUUUGUUGUAUCUGAACGGACAGAAUUUAGUUGAAUUGCCAUUUACCAAACGUCGCGAACUUCUUUACGAACAUUUUAAUGAAUUUGAAGGACAUUGGAAGUUUGCAACAAAACUUGACACGAAUGAUCUCGAUGAAUUACAAACGUUCCUUGAAGAUGCUGUGAAAGGAAAUUGCGAAGGUUUAAUGGUUAAAACAUUGAAGAAAGAAGCCACUUAUGAGAUUGCAAAACGAUCGAGGAAUUGGUUGAAAUUGAAGAAAGAUUACAUGAGUGGAGUGGGAGAUUCAUUGGAUUUGGUAGUUCUUGGUGGUUAUAGAGGUAGAGGAAAGAGAACCGGAACUUACGGUGGCUUCCUGCUUGGAUGUUACGAUCAGGAAAAUGAAGAAUAUCAAAGCAUUUGUAAAAUUGGAACGGGAUUCAGUGACGAUGAUCUUGCAACUCAUACAGCAUUUUUCAAAGAUCACGUUAUAAAGGAACCUCGUCCUUAUUAUCGUUACAACCAAGCACAUGCACCUGACGAAUGGUUUGAUGUCUGUCAAGUGUGGGAAGUGAAAUGUGCUGAUCUUUCUCUUAGUCCCGCUCAUCAAGCUGGCAUCGGACUUGUCGAUCCUGAAAAAGGAAUUUCACUUCGAUUUCCUCGCUUCAUUCGAAUUCGCGAUGAUAAAGCAGUUGAAGACGCAACAUCAGCUCAACAAGUGGCCGACAUGUAUCAGAAUCAAGAUCAAAUUAAAAAUCAACAAUCGGGAAGAAAAGUUGACGAGGAAGAUUUUUAUUAA